AUGAGCACUUCUCAGCGUGGGGCCAGCGGGAACCCCCAUGGCUCUAAGCGGCCUCGUGUCGAGUGCCUCGUUGAAGACCCAGCGACUGGGCUCCACCGCCCGCGAGACUACAUGCAGUCUCUUGAAUCGCGAGUCGCCUAUCUAGAAUCCCUACUCCAACAAGUCCGCCCAGAUGUCGCCGUGGACCACUAUCCCUACGUACCGAGCGAUAACCCUCCCCCUCCUACCACUACUGCCGCAGGCCAACAUCACAGAGCAGGCUCUCAGGAGCCGGAGCAAGAGGUCGACGGACUUUCCAGUGACGUGGCCCUGCUCUGCCUCAGCGCCGCGGGUCGUGAACCUCAUUACUUUGGCCCGUCCUCAGCCUUGUCCUUCUCCAGGAUUGUGAGUACGACCCUGAGACUGACAAAGAGCGGGGAUGAAGGCAACGCCCGGCUCGGCGUGGCGAGAGACCGGCUGGACGGCCGACGAAGUCCAACCGUCAGGCUUCCCCCAACUGAAGUCUCCGAAGGGCUAGUCAAGGCCUACUUCAAUAAUAUACACCCACAGUAUCCUUUCCUACAUAGACCAACUUUCAAUCACUGGCAAAAAGAGUGCACGGAGGCUCAGUUCCUUGGGGAGCUUGAUGAAUCCAAACACAUGUCCAUGUUCUUCACUCUCAUGAUUUACGCGAUUGGAUCCCUUGUCAUGCCCUCGGGCCAAAGAGAGAAGGCAGAGUCCUACUAUCACAUGGCGCUGGACUACAUCGCUCCGGUACUGGACCUUGAAACAUUCGAAUCCGUCCAAGCGAUUCUUUGCUGCGCUGUCUACUCCGUUCGCUCGCCUGUCGGAGUCAGCCUUUGGAAGAUUUCGGGUAUGGCCAUCCGUCAGUGCAUUGAGCUUGGGUACCAUCGAAACGUGGCCAAAUUUCGCAGGCACGCCGACCCCCUGACCGCUGAGAUCUCCAAGCGUAUCUUCUGGGUUGCCUAUGAUCUUGACCGCGCAGCUGGGCUGAUUCUAGGCCGUCCAUUCGGCAUCACUGAUAGCUCGGUGGAUGUGGAACUGCCUCUCGAUGUUGAUGACGAGAGCAUCACCCGGGAUGGCAUAUUGCAGAAUCCAAGAUCGGCCCCCGGCGACCCGCCAACGACGAUGACUGGGGCCUUGCAUAACAUCAGGCUUCGAAGGCUCUGGUCAAAGAUGGCCGAGUCUCUGUACCUGACGACAUCUCGUCGCGACGGAGGGGAGGCUGAUAUGCUCAUCGACACGCUACGUCAGGAGCUCGAGGAUUGGCGACUCUCCAUCCCAGACCAGCUCAUCUUAUCAGCAGACCCUCUCUCUGUCUUCGCAUCACGAGACUGGUUCCAGCUCGCGUAUGAGCAUUCGAUCCUUCUCCUAUACCGCCAUCACAUAAUCGGCGAACAGCAUGUUGCUAUUCAAAACCCGGCGGAGAGGCAGGAGAAGAUUGAUAGGAUAUUCGAGGAGUGCGCCUACUCAGCAAGACAGAUGUGCAUGCGCUACCGCCGGCUCUACCAGAGCUCAUCUAUUCAGUUCACAUGGGGAUCGCUGCACAUUCUAUUCCUCGCCGGACUUACGUACCUGUUCUGUCUCUGGAGGUGCCGCAGCGUACGAGCCAAGACCAGGCAGACCGAAGUCAUGAACACUUGCAUGGCGUGCACCAUGGUGCUCACCAUUACGGCCGAACGCUGGAGCUUUGCGACGCGAUACCGCGACAUCUUUGAGCUCCUGUCCGUCAAGACGAUCAGCAUGGUUUGUGGCGAGACUACAAUCACAUCUGGCGGGCUGCCCGGCGCCUCCCCCUUGUCGAAGCUGGCGCAAGUCAACGACCAGACUGGGUUCCAGGACUGGCUGACGGGCAUCAACGACUUCCCCGUACCCGAGGAGUCCGAGUGGCUCGUCGAAGAACUGCUUCACGGUAUCAGGGAAUUUGAUCAGGAUGCUUUGAUGGGGAUCAACGGGGAUGGAGGAAUGCCUUUUCUGGGAAUACCUAACGAGGGGACCGGCCUUUUCAUGGAUCCGCAGACGACGGGUGCUACAGAUCAGAUGUUUGCCCCAAUGGCACAACAGCCCCCUGACCAUGCGCUGCCAAAUGUGCAGCUGCCAGAUGCAGAUGGCUAA
Messenger RNA from Clonostachys byssicola, 2115 nucleotides. The record is from the annotation of a GenBank genome assembly. Lineage: Eukaryota; Fungi; Ascomycota; Sordariomycetes; Hypocreales; Bionectriaceae.